GGAAAAGUUUUUACGGAAAUUUGGUACGCCGCCGCCUAGUCAUCACGUCGUUUCCUCUUCCCGGAUCGGGCAGGAGUGGGCCACCCGGCUGGUCAGAUGCUUUGACAAAUGAGAAGCUCCAGAUGAAGGCCGGGCAGACGGGUCAGCUGGAGGUGGAGAAUGCCCAGCUAAAGGCUGAGCUGGAGAGGGAGCGCUCCGACCAGGCUGUUCACGCCACUACUUGGGCUGCGCAGAAACCGGAGAAGUUUGCUGCCUGGGCACUUUUUGACCGGGAGGUCGGCAUCCGGUUCUUCCAAGUGUCUCAGCAACUGAUUGAUGACAUUGGGAUCUAUGGGUUUGGGACCUAUGAUGUAAGCUUAUUGAUGGUGACGAUUGAUACCAAUCCGUUCUUCUGGAGCUCGAUGAAGAAUAGUGAUUCUUUUAAUUUUUCUAUGUUCUUAUCUCAUGUUAUCUCGUUUUUGAAUUCAAUACUAUUACUGAACCAGCUGAAUCAAGUAGUUGUUAUAGCAACUGGGUACAACUCGUGUGAGUAUGUAUUUGAUUCCUCUGAACCCUCAAAUCAGAGGGCAGAAUGCAUGUUGGAGACAUUGCAAGAGUUUCUGGACAAGGACGAGUCGUUGAGCCAGGAAUACUCAGUUGAUGGGGUUGGCUCUUCACUUCUCUCUGGAUCACUUUCAAUGGCUCUGUGCUAUAUACAAAGGGUGUUUCGGUCUGGGCCACUCCAUCCGCAUCCUCGGAUACUGUGUCUCCAUGGAUUUGUUGUGUAUUUGUUGAUACAAUAUGUGGCCAUCAUGAACUCAAUUUUCUCUGCUCAACGCUCAAUGGUACCAAUAGAUUCAUGUGCCAUAGGGGCCCAACAUUCCGCUUUCCUGCAGCAGGCUUCAUACAUAACUAGCGGAGUUUACUUGAAGCCUCAAUUUUUGGAUGGACUAUAUCAAUAUCUUUCGACAGUGUUUGCAACUGAUUUGCAUUCUCGUGCCUUCUUACAUCUUCCCAGGCCUGUGGGGGUCGAUUUUCGUGCUUCGUGUUUUUGCCACAAGAAUACAAUUGACAUGGGGUAUAUAUGCUCAGUUUGUUUGUCCAUUUUCUGCCAGCAUCAAACACAAUGUUCCACAUGCGGAUCGGUCUUUGGCAAGACUCGAGCAGCGGUUGAACCUGCAUCGUGAGAUGAUAAGAGAGAUAGCCAUGCCUAAAAAAAGAGAAGAUAUAUGUCUCAAGGGGUUAAUUAAUUGAAAUGUUUAAUGUUCUUCUCUCUAUCUGUCUAGUAAAGCUUGGUUGGGAACAACUUCGGUAUUUUGAAGAAAAAAAAAUCUAUUGAACAUCAUAUCGCGGCAGUGUUUUCAAAGUUAAUUACGAGUAUAUUGUUAAAAUCUUGUCCCAAACGGUGAUGUUAAUUGAAAAUAAUGUUUCCAAACAAUC
Molecule: messenger RNA, 1419 nt
Organism: Cuscuta campestris
Lineage: Eukaryota; Viridiplantae; Streptophyta; Magnoliopsida; Solanales; Convolvulaceae
Source: the annotation of a GenBank genome assembly